Messenger RNA from Pocillopora meandrina, 858 nucleotides. NCBI's taxonomy places the organism in Eukaryota, Metazoa, Cnidaria, Anthozoa, Scleractinia, Pocilloporidae. The record is from the annotation of a GenBank genome assembly.
AUGGUUUUGUGUCUGAUCGUUGGCUGUGGCAGCAAAAGUGGACGAGAUAAAGGGUUGUACUUUGCAAGGGUGCCUUCUGUGGUCACAAAUCAAGGCGAAGAGGCACAGAAACUAUCUGAAGAAAGAAGAUCGCGCUGGAUUUCAGCGAUAAGCCGUGAUGAUCUGACCGAAGAGAUCUUAGAAAACGAUCGUGUGUGCGUAAAGCAUUUUGUUUCAGGAAGGGCAGCUAAGAGCUGGGAUAAAUUUAAUAUUGACUGGGUUCCGACAUUGCUUUUGGGACACAAGAAAGCAACUGAUCGAGCAGAUCAUAAAGAAGCGGCGGCAAAACGAAGCGAGAGAGCGAGGGAACAUGAACUGGUGAAGAAGCCGGCUUUUGAAAAGAGAUCAAGAGUUAGAACUAGAGCGAAUGGCGAAGAGAAACUUAAUGAGCCCGGUGAACAGGUUUCAAACCUCAGCUUUAAAGGAAAUGAGGACGAAGAGAAAAAAUUGACAGUUGAAGCUGGCACACAAACUGAAGAGUUUGAAUAUUUAUUCAGCUCUCUAAACAUUGACCGGAAACCAUUUGAUUGGUGGGAAUUUGUACAAAACGAAGAAAAAGCUAAAUUCUACACUGGAUUGCCUUCCUUCGAUAUCCUGCAAAAUGUUUUCGAACAUGUUUCUCCGUUUGUUGCUUACAAGUCCCAGAAUCUGACCACAUUUCAAGAGUUUGUCAUGACUUUGAUAAAACUUAAACUUGACGCACCACAUCAAGAUCUUUCAUAUCGCUUCAAUGUCUCCCUUUCAACAGUUUCAAGGAAUUUUUUCAUCCUGGAUGGUAGCGCUAGAUGUACGCCUGGCUCCACUUAUCAACUGGCCUGA